Messenger RNA from Corticium candelabrum, 2257 nucleotides. RefSeq lists its product as uncharacterized. NCBI's taxonomy places the organism in Eukaryota, Metazoa, Porifera, Homoscleromorpha, Homosclerophorida, Plakinidae. The record is from RefSeq and is a predicted model, not a curated record. The transcript has 7 exons. The coding region runs from base 365 to 2044 and encodes 559 amino acids.
UCACGUGCCGCAGUCCAACAUUCGUCAUAUCGGAGAUCUCGCUGCUAGCGACGCUAGAUUGAUACUAUAGCGGGUCUAAGCCGUUUUUUUCUACAAGCAAGAAACUAUACAAACAAAGUGAGAUUUGAAGACUUCUUAGCAGCUGAUGUGGAGAGUUAAAUUCUUUUGUUUUGAUGUAUGUGUUGCUAACCAGGCUUAUUCAUCCAUACCUCUAGUGUCUAGACGGUCGUCAACUCGUCAAGAAUGACGUUUAGUGUGUUUUACAAAUACUGUUUUGUUUAUGUUGCUUUGAUUACGAUGACGUAACAUCGGCUGACGAUCUUAGCUGCUUACGCAUUGUGACAUAAUCCUCUUGAAUGACGUCAUGCUUUUGCUAUGGUGUCUCUCUUUUCUAGCGCUGCAGUCUCUGGCACAGGCAAACUGUAAAUUACUGUCAAGUUCGUCGUCUGGAGAGGAUGUCGACGAAGGAUCUUUGGUGUAUGACGAGUGCACGUGUCUAGGCAAUCGCAGUGGCGUAGAAGCAAUCAUGUUUACGAUCGACGGUGGAAAAAUUUUAGAAAGCUACGGCCAAAUCGGAUCUCUACUCGAAGGGUCUCGCAAGAGGGUGAGCUCUAUUACCAUUCCAAACUUCAGUAUCAGCAAGCAAGGUCAGCUCUGCUGCUCUCAGCCAUCAUCAUCUAAAGAUUGCGUGCGCCUGCGUGUAAGAGAAUCCGCAAGUUCCAAGCUAGACGUGAAGCUAGAAAACGUUACAUUUAGUCAAGGUUGUAGGACCUCGGUGUCGAGAUGCAAUUCGACUCUAGAGGUUCUCUGUACUUUGGAAGCUGCCAGCCAGCAAGAGCUUGCUAGUGGUUUUAUGACGCUGUACAAAAACGGCAAGUCUGAACCGGUAUUUGAUCUAGAGCCGCAAAUAGGACAACGUUCCAGGUCGAACUCGACUGUGUGGUGGAAGACCGACAAAUUUGCAGCAACAGUUCAAAUCGGGGACACGAUUGGGUGCCACUGGGACCACCACGACUUGGGGCGAUCCCUCAAAUUGACUCUGAACGUGACCUUGUCACUACUCAAUGGUGAUUCAACGCAGCCUCCCUCUCCUACUGCAUCUACUGAUUCGAGUUCUUUGUCUAAAGGAGCCAUAGCUGCGAUUGCUGCUUCGUUACUUGUGGUGUUAUUGGUUUUUUUGGUCGUUCUAUUUUGCUGGUUGGCACACAAAUACGAGUGGUGUCGUGACAAACUGCCUUCGACUCCUUUGAGAUCAUUGAACGAAGCAACUGGUAAUGACAAUCAGCCGGACACACCAGAAAGCACCGAACAAGAAAGAAGCUGCGACAAUGCGCAAGCCCUACUGGAGAGAAUUGCCGCCUCUGUCGAAACAACUAAAGUCGACGUGGCAGCAAUUAAAGCGCAAGGGCAAACACAUGACGUCGAAUUGAGAUCAGUCAAAGCACAUGUUGACAAGAGAAUAAUAGAAGCCGUCGAUUCUAUUAACGACAUGGAACCAAAACCGCAAGACAGAUGCAAAUCAAUCGUUGCUAGGUCGACAGACGAUGACGAAAGUUCUAGUUUACUUGAACGAGAGUCGAGCAGUUUUCCAAAACAACGUGUAGGAUGGCAGCCACCAAAUGAAGUCAAUGAAGAGAUAGACAAAGAGCUAAUGCCACAAAACUUGAAGGCAGGUAACCAGAAAUCGCAGUCAACUUCAUCAAGAGAAAUGCAAACGACCCAACAAUUCCAACCCAACAUUUUUAAUAAAAUUUUAAGACCAGAAUAUUGGACGGUCCUUAACGAACGUCUUUGCCCUAAGGAAGUCAUAGACAAACUGUAUGAAAAGAGGGUCAUAACAUAUGACCUAGUAGAGGAAAUUCGAACAACACAAACAAUCGGAUGGCAAGUGGACAUACUGCUAGCUCGAGUCAGUCGUAUGAAUGACGAAGAUGUGAAAAAGUUUGCAGUUGUUUUGUCUAAGACUAAUGGAAUUUCAGAUGUCGGUGGGCAGCUGUUAAGAGAUAUUGAGACAGCAGGAGAGCAAGAACCCUCCACUGAUUAAGUAAAUUUUGCUAACAUUUAUAGAACUGCUCUCAAAUUGGCGUCUUGCUAUAUAUACCACUGAUAUUGCGUUCAUAACGCUAUUACAAAUUAGAUUUUUGAGUUACAGAUAAAUAAAUCACGUAACUUAGAAAUUUUAUGACAGAAAGAUAGUCAAGAGCUUGUAGCUGCACAUGCACACUGAAUAAAUUCACAAAUUAUUAUGUAAAGCAGA